AUGGCGCCAUCAUUGGACGAAGAGACAGCAAAAAAGGUCAUUCGUCAGGUGGAGUUUUAUUUUAGUGACAGCAACCUUCCCAGGGAUAAGUUUAUGAAGAAAACCAUUAGCGAAAGUGAUGAUGGAUUGAUAAGUUUGGCUUUGAUUUCGUCAUUUUCUCGGAUGAGAGGUCACUUGGGUUUGGGAGAAGUGAAACCUGAAGAUGUACCGGAAGAUACAAUUAAGGCCGUGGCUGAAACUCUGAGGACCUCGACUUUUCUUCGGGUUUCUGAAGAUGGUGAGGGUACAAAGGUUGGUAGACUUACUGAGCUUCCAAAACCAGAGGAGGCUAUUAAGCAAUCUGAUGAAAGAACAAUUGCGGCUUUACCCCUGGAAUAUGAUGUUAAGCUUGAAGAUGUGGAGUCAUUUUUUAGCCAGUAUGCUAAGGUUAAUAGUGUGAGGCUACCCCGACAUGUUGCUGAUAGCAGGGUUUUCUGUGGCACAGCACUUAUUGAGUUCUCAAGUGAGGAUGAUGCUGCAAACAUUUUGAAGCAGAGCCUGAGUUACUCGGGUGUUGAGCUAGAACUGAAACCAAAGAAGGAAUUUGAUGCAGAAAGAGCUAAGCAAGAGGAAGAAGCUGCAAAGACUCGUUCUCAAGCUAAUUCUAACCGCAAGGACAAGGCUAAUGCUGAACCUGACUACCCCAAAGGCUUAAUUGUUGCAUUCAAACUGAAGAAGAUCUCUGGUCAAGAUUCUACGGGACAAAAUGGUACUCACAAGUCGACUAGUAAUGACAAACCGGAUGUCUCUGAGAAAGAUGGUGAUCAAGACAAAAUGCAAGUUGCUUCUGAAGGAAUCAAAGUAGAGGGUUCGGAAGAUGUUGUGAUAGAAGAUGUGAAGGGUGAGGAAAAAACACCGGAUAAAGUUGGUGCAGAUGAUACUGAAGCUCAGGAAUCUUCAGAUGUUCAGACUGAGAAGGAGGUCCAAGGACCGGGUGAAGGCAAAAAAAACUUUGAGGCCUACAAGAACAAUAAAGAUGUUGUUAUUAGGGAGGACCUGAAAAUCAUUUUCCAGAAGUUUGGUGCGGUCAAGUUCAUCGACUUUACUAUUGGAUCAGACUCUGGUUAUGUGAGGUAUGAAGAUGCUGGAGCUGCUCAGAAGGCUCGUGCUGCUGCAGUUCUUGCUGAUGAAGGUGGUCUGACUGUGAAAAAUUACAUUGCUACUCUGGAACCCGUAACUGGUGAAGCUGAGAAGGAAUACUGGAGUUCACUACGUAACAGUCAGGAAAAGUACCGCAGUAAUUUUAAGAGCAACCGUGGAAGGGGAGGAAAGCACAACAGAGGCGGUAGGCAUUUUGGUGGGAAGCAUUCUCGAUCAAUGGAUAACUCAGCCAGUCGACCCAGUAAGGUUCAGAAAGUGAGAGCAGCAUGA
Molecule: messenger RNA, 1410 nt
Organism: Striga hermonthica
Lineage: Eukaryota; Viridiplantae; Streptophyta; Magnoliopsida; Lamiales; Orobanchaceae
Source: the annotation of a GenBank genome assembly